Molecule: messenger RNA, 569 nt
Organism: Sceloporus undulatus (fence lizard)
Lineage: Eukaryota; Metazoa; Chordata; Lepidosauria; Squamata; Phrynosomatidae
Product: ovomucoid-like
Exons: 4
Coding region: 134-400 (88 amino acids)
Molecular function (GO): protein binding
Source: RefSeq, a predicted model, not a curated record
CAUUAUAUAUAUAUAUAUAUAUGUGGGGAAAACAUGGGAGAACUAUAGACUUCACUUGAGCCUUUGGGAUCUGAGAAACAUCUACAACUGAGCAGACUGUCAUUACACUGGACUAGCCCUUAUCAACAGAAACAUGAGGCAUCUAGGCGGUUUUCUGCUCCUUGCUGUGAUGGUGUUCUUCUUGUAUGCAGAUGUGGCCACUGAAGCAAAAAACCUCCCUAAUUACUGUCGUGGGUAUCCAAAAGAUGUAUGUACCAUGCUGUACCAGCCCCAUUGUGGUUCUAAUGGGAAAACCUAUAGUAACCAGUGCUCUUUCUGCAAUGCAUAUAUCAAAAGCGGUAGAAGGCUUAGACUGAGGUACCUGGGAAAAUGCCGGAAAUAUGAAGAUUCACAAGACUAAGGCACACGCAUGCUCAAGAUUCCCCAUCUGAUUUCAUGUCUAUGUAACAGCAUCAAGCUCUUCUUCCCUUUGCUAGUACUGUACUCUGUUAGCUGAUGAAAAUCUUGCAAUAGCUUUAUCUAUUUUAUCAAUAAAUAAGCAAAGCACCUUUACCAACCUUGGACCUUAA